CCCAGACCGUACGUGAGCAGACCUCAGUGUUUUUAGCAGCUGUCAGUCGGGCUGACUCUUCACAUUACAGCUUUCUCUUCAUAUUCACUCAAACAGGUUCAGACGUUACUGAGCAGGAUGCCGAAAGGAGGGGCCAAGAAGGGCAGCCAUAAGGGACGCAUGCGGACAUACACCAGCCCUGAGGAGAUCGACGCGCAGAUGAAAGAGGAGAAGGAGAGGAAGGAGACGGAGACGGAGAGCGGGGGGGCGGGCGCUCAGCCCGACGGCGUGGAGGAGCAGCUCCCGGGCUCCGGGUCUGAGGACAGCGACGAUGACGAAGGCUCCCAGAAGAAGAGAGGCGGCGUGGAGGGGAUGAUCGAGAUCGAGAACCCCAACAGGAUCGUCCAGAAGUCCAAGAAGGUGACGCAGAUAGAGAUGGACGAGCCCAAGACCCUAUCCAGGAGAGAGAGGGAGGAGCUGGAGAAGCAGAAGGCCAAGGAGCGCUACAUGAAGAUGCACCUGGCGGGGAAGACGGACCAGGCCAAGGCGGACCUGGCCCGGCUCGCCAUCGUCAGGAAGCAGCGGGAGGACGCCGCCAAGAAGAAGGAGGAGGAGAAGAAGAGGGCAGCGGCUGGGAAGGCGGCCAAGUGAUCCACGGCAGCAGGACACUCCGUGGCAGCAGCAGCCCACAGAGAGACCCCCCCUCUCUGAAGGACCCCAGUGUCCUGACCAGCGCACGAUGGACUGG
Gadus chalcogrammus (walleye pollock) is the source of this 727-nucleotide messenger RNA. It is a transcript of the gene pdap1b, whose product is annotated as pdgfa associated protein 1b. The transcript is spliced from 6 exons. NCBI's taxonomy places the organism in Eukaryota, Metazoa, Chordata, Actinopteri, Gadiformes, Gadidae. Gene Ontology annotation, cellular component: cytosol. Bases 118 to 630 code for a protein of 170 amino acids. The record is from RefSeq and is a predicted model, not a curated record. Gene Ontology annotation, molecular function: RNA binding.